AUGUCUCUGCUUCUCAACCAGCCCUCGAAGCUACUAUGCUUCCGGAGGAAAUCUGUUCUGGUAAGAUCCUCUCCUCUUCUCUCUAAUGGUUUAUCAUCUUCAUUGCGGCAAACUCCGCCUUGUACCAUCAUCGACGCUGUUCCAUGUGGAGAGGAUCUCGGAAAACUCGUCAUUUACAAUGCUAACGCAGUUCACUUCACUUACUUGGAAAAGAAGGUGCCUCUGGAGUUGGUGGAUAAUCCAAUGGUAACGAUCGGGUCGUCCCAUGGUUGGGUAGCUACUUUGAGUCAGGACGACGGAAUACUUCGUCUCCAAGAUGAUCUAAACCCGGCUGCAUCGGAUACAAACCCUAAACGCAUUCCCUUGCCUCCUCUUGUAACUCUGCCUCAUUGCCAAACUCAAAUCGUCACCAAUGUGUCAAUGUCCUCAUCUUCUCCCGAGGAUGAAAACUGUGUUGUGGCUGUCAAGUUCUUGGGACCUCAAAUCAGCUUUUGCAGACCGGCUCAACGUAACUCUGAGUGGAUCAAUGUCAGAAUCGCAAACCCUUGUUUCUACUCCUCUCGUGUCAUGUUUUCGGAGAAACAUGACUUGUUUCGCAUUCCCGGAUCAGGAGGCCAUAUCAUUGCUUCAUGGGAUCUCCACAAAGACAAGCACAAAAAUCCCAAGUUUCAGAGGUUGCGGUUCCAAAACCUUCCAAAGCUGACAAAGACCAAACGAGAGGUUAUGGAUUCGUGCUACAAAAGCGAACACUUGGUGGAGUCAAGAACCACCGGUGAAACUUUCUUGGUUAAGUGGUACAGGAAGGCCGUCUGGAGAGGUAUGUCGAAAUUGAGCACAAAAGCUUUAAUGGUGUUUAGGCUAGACGACGAAGGAAAUGCUGUUUACACUAAAGACAUUGGAGAUCUAUGCAUUUUCCUCUCAAAAUCUGAACCUUUUUGUGUCUCUCUUAGCUCCUUACCACGCAUGUUUUUCCCUAACAAUGUUGAAUACAUGGAUGCUGACGAAGACGGAUAUUUCAAUCUAGCCAGAUCCUCCAUCGUUGGUGAUCUUACUAGAAUGGGGACCGGUGUCUAUAUUCCACCUCAAAAUAUAGACAACUAG
Messenger RNA from Arabidopsis thaliana (thale cress), 1101 nucleotides. RefSeq lists its product as hypothetical. NCBI's taxonomy places the organism in Eukaryota, Viridiplantae, Streptophyta, Magnoliopsida, Brassicales, Brassicaceae. The record is from RefSeq and is marked reviewed. The coding region runs from base 1 to 1101 and encodes 366 amino acids. The transcript has a single exon.